Molecule: messenger RNA, 3741 nt
Organism: Menidia menidia (Atlantic silverside)
Lineage: Eukaryota; Metazoa; Chordata; Actinopteri; Atheriniformes; Atherinopsidae
Source: the annotation of a GenBank genome assembly
AUGGAUCUCGAAGAGGUUUGGACGGAGCUGGACCUGAUUUCCAUGCGGCUUCAGGAGGAUGGCUUGUCUUCGGAGGCCAACGCGGAAGAAAGGCAGUGCCACCUGUGGCGGCUGCUGCUCAGCAGUGAGAAGAAGCUUAAGUCAGCCACUCAGGAGCUGCAGGCCCUGCGUACGCAGCAGGCCAAGGAGAUGAAAGAAGUGGAGAGCUACGUUGCGCAUAUUCGAGGGCUGCUGGAGGAGCGUGAAUGUCUGACUGCAGAGUACGAGAGGGACAAUGAAGACUUGCGACGUGAGCUUCAUCAGAUCAAACACCAGCAAGAGACUCAAAGCAAGGAGCUGGCUGAGAUGCUGGCCCAGGAAGAGCUUGGGGACAUGGGUUUGAGCACUCCCAGUGAGCAGGUGGCGUACUUGCUGGUGGAAAGAGCCACGCUGCUGGAAAGGCUGGAGGCUGCCGAGAGGAAAUUAGAAAGUCAAUUUGUUGCUGGCAACCUGCUCGAAAUCGAUCACCAGGAGCAUAUACACCACAUAAUGGGACAGAACCUCAAGCAGCAGAGGGACGACAUUCAGAAGACUGUAGAUAAGCAGUGUACAUCACAGAGUCCCUGGAAGAAGCUGUUUGGCUUACGCAGGUCUGGUCAGAGCAAACACAAUAUUACUCCUGCCCACAACGAGGAGAUUUCCAGAGAGCGAAAUGAAAGGCAGCGGCUGGAGAGGGACCUGGAGGAGGCAUCAAUCAGGCUUUCGAUGGCUCAUCAGGACAUCCGUAGGCUCAGUAAUGAGCUGGAUGCAGCCAAAAGCAGCCACCAAGAUCAAAAUGGAUCUGAGCUUCAGGGAACUGUCCAAGAGGUAGAGAACCUGAGGAAGGAAGUGGACAAACUGAAGCACUGUGACCUGAUGAAUCUUCAGCGUGCCAAAGAGCAAAAUGACAGACUGGAUGCUGAGAACAGAGCUCUUAGGGAGAGGGUCCGCCUUAUCGAAUCUGAAAAGAAAGAGCUUCUGGAAAAGGAAACAAAGAGUGAGGUGGCCAAAGAAAAUCCAAAGGACGAGAGCAGUGAACCACACAACAGUCAGUCCGUCUUGUCAGCUCAAGAUAAAGAUCAGAUUCACAAACGAUGUCAAGAAGCAGUGGAAGAUGGACUUGUGCAGGUGAAAGAGCUGCAGCGGAAACUCCAAAGGCUACGCAAGGAGCAGGAGGAGCUGGAGGAGAGGAACGAGGAGCUGGAAGCCCUGCUGGGUGAGGCCCAGAAUGCCAGUAAGGAGGAGAGACAUCGGCAUGAGGGAGAACUGGAGGGACUGCACAGGAGGAUCAAAAGCCUCGAGGCUGAGCUGAAGAAGCAGGCUGCCCAAGAAAAAGUGUUGAUGAAUGGGGAUGAGGUCAAAACCUCUGAGUCCUACUUACAGUUGCACUUAAAGGACAGCACCCAGGAGAGGCUGGCCCUGCUCGAAGCUCGUCUAACUGAGGAGAAAGACUGGAGGAAACAGCUGGAAUUAGACCUCAGUGCUGCUCAGGCUGCUCUUAAGAAAGACAAGGAGGCUUUGCAGAUAGGAGAGCGUGAGCUAAAGAAACUGAGGCUUGAGGUCAGCGGCCUUCAGACCGAAUGCCAACAGGGGAAAACACUGAUCAAGAGCCUUACUCAAGUCAAAGGGGAGAAAGCAAUUCUGGAGGAAAAGGUGGCCAAAAUGGAGCGUGCCAACAGCCGACUCCAGAGUGAGCUGGAAUGCUACAAGAACAGUAGCCAGCCCCAUGAGGACUCGAGGAUAAACAGGUCUGAGGUUGACCAGCUGCAGGAACGGGCUGACCGUCUCACUGCUGAACUCAGCAGCCUCAAUACAGCGCACAACACCCUAAGGGACGAGCUGUUCUCCGCCCAGCAGCAGACCGCUGAGCUCCAGGCCAAGCUAAGCUUCACUGUUCAGGAGAAACUAUCGUCCGAGGGGCAAAAAGUGAGACUGGAGCUGGAGAUACAGCACCUUAAAAAGCAGCUGCUAUGGCACCAAGAGCAGCGAUCCACAAAACAUGCGAUUAUAUGCAGCCAGAAGCCCGAACCUCAGACAGCUAACACAGAACCAAGGCUCAGUCCAACAGAGACGUCGAAGGAUGAGGGCUUAGAUCAGCUUUCAAGUCUGAAGCAGGAGCUGAAUCACCUGCAGAGCAAGCUGGAAGAGGAGCAGCAGCUGGCCUUUCAACAUCAACUCAUACUUGAAGCUCAGGUCAAUGAAGCACAGGCACUUAUCAAGUCUCAAGAUUCAGCGCUGAGCCAGAAAGCAGAAGAGGCUAAACAAAUGAAGCAAGAUCUGCAGAGGGCCCAGAGCCUAUUUACAUCUGCUGAGAGAGAGCUGCGUUAUGAAAAGGAGAAGAACAUAGACCUGAAGAGACACAACACUCUUCUAGACCAGGAAAAACUCAAGCUCUCUGCGGAAGUGAAGCAGGCCCAGAGCAAGCUGGCCCAGGUGGAGCAGAAAGCCCACUCUCAGGUAGCCGAGUGUGACCGUCAGCAGCAGAGAAUCAGGGAGCUAGAGCUGGAGCUGGCACGCAGCUGCACAAAUCGCAUCGCGACCACUAGUCUGCAAGAGGAACUUCAGGCUGAAAGAGCACGGCUCAUCGCCGCUGACAAGAAGGUUUUGGAGUUGCAGCAGCAACUGAAGAAUGUCCAGCAUCAGCUGCGUGUGGAGGAAGCUCGGGCCGGCGAGAGCAGCCGCCUAGAGAGGGACAGCAGGGAUCUGUCUGACACCUUGUCCGCCCUGAGAGCCCAGCAGCAGGAGGAGCACAUCACCAGGAAGCUGUUAGAGCAACGCGAAGAGGACCUGCAGCAGCAGGUGCGCUCUCUGAGGCUGAAGGAGGCCUCGCUGGGCAGGAUGAACAUGGAGCUCAGCCACCGCGUCCAGCUGCUGGACACCCGCCUGUCCGUCCUGGAUGAUGAGCUCAGCAAGUCGAGAGAGGAGGCAAAAGACAGACAGAACUCCAGCAGCAGAUUGCAGGAGGAGCUGGCGGUCAGUCAGCAGGAGUGUGAAAGGCUGCAGGGGGAGCUGCAGCAGGUUCUCCUCAAACUUGAUGUCCAUGUCAGGAAGUAUAAUGAAAAACAGAGUCAGCAUAAGACCAAGCUGCGUCUAGCCAAGCAGGUUUUCCUAAAGGCGACUGCACAGAGAGACGCCACCAUCCAGCAGCUGGAGAACGACCUGGCACUGGCGUCCAGCCUGUCACACAAGGAAAAAGAAAGGAUCCAUACAGUGGUGAUGGAAAAUGAGAAGCUGCUGGAGGACAAGAGAGAGCUGUUGCAGAAGAUAAGCGACGCAGAGGACAUGGGCAGCCAAGGCAUGAGGACGGCCUCGACAGUCCAACACAGGGUCAACGUAUUAGAAGUGGAAAACCGACAACUACAGGACCGAACAAUGAAGCUCUCCACUCAAGUCAGUUCCUUGGAGCGGGCCCUGCGGAGCGUCGAGUCGUUCCACAGCCUGGAGCAGAAUGCUAAGAAAGCGCUGCCCUCUGAUAGUCUCGCUGAUGGGUUCCUGUACUCGUCUGCUCUAAGUCUGACAUCUGGCUCCUGUGACCAUGUGGACAUCCUGGAUGCAAUCCGCCGUGCAAAGGUGAGCAAGCACUCGGUGUUGGAUGGCCCGAGGGCGUCUGCCUCCACACAUCAGCCACCUGAGCAAGGAUACCUGAAUCUCACCUCCCCGCUGGUUCCUCCAGCCUCCACCAAAGGCACAGAGCAGAGCUCUAACAACAGUGACCCCGUAUGA